AUGAAGGAUCUCAACGACAAGAGUCUCAAGAGUUCCAGGAGAGAUAAAGGGUCGAUGAGAAGAUCGGAUAACACGGCGCUCACGGCAGACGAAGACUUCGAUGCCGGAUGGACCGGUAUUGCGCUCAGGGCGAAUCUCGAUUGCGCCCGUUUGAGGGUGGACCUGGAGAUGGGUGCAAAAACGAGAGAUGCAAAACGAAGCGAAGCAACGGGCGAUAGCAACAAUAUGGGUAUAAAUCGAUAG
Penicillium waksmanii is the source of this 243-nucleotide messenger RNA. RefSeq lists its product as uncharacterized. Lineage: Eukaryota; Fungi; Ascomycota; Eurotiomycetes; Eurotiales; Aspergillaceae. The coding region runs from base 1 to 243 and encodes 80 amino acids. The record is from RefSeq and is a predicted model, not a curated record. The transcript has a single exon.